AUGGACGAGGACGAGGAUACAGUCAUGGGUGAUUCCCAUACCCUCUCCACCUUGACUGCAAACCCAUCUUUCACUGGAGUCCCCCUCCCCACACAUCUCAGCAAUCACCCCACCCCCAGUCUUGCUCCUUCUUCCAUCCCCCAAGCGGCUUCUGCGUCCCUAUCACCCGGCUCUGAGCAAUCUCAACCUCGGGAGGCCACAGCCUCCACUGGAAUGGCCCCUCCUGAACGUUUCACCAAGACAAGUGACGGUGAUAGUUCCGCUGCUGAACAGUUGCUAAAACGUGAUAGCCUGAUUGAGCCUGAGUCUGACUGGUCUGACGACGAGGUCAUGGCUAAAGCGGGUCUUCCACUGGCAUCGCUUGCCACAGGACUUUGUUAUGAUCAUCGCAUGCGUUACCACUGUGAGGUUCGUCCACAGAGUGACGUUCAUCCAGAGGAUCCCAGACGCAUAUACUACAUCUACAAGGAGCUAUGUCGCGCCGGUCUUGUUGAUGACCCAGAAUCGUCUCGACCUUUGGCGCCCAAGACCUUGGAACGGAUCAACGCCCGCAAUGCAACCGAGGAGGAAGUUACCCUCAUCCAUAAGGAUGCCCACUACGCAUUUGUUCGAAGCACGAAAGAUAUGCCCAACGAGGUGCUUAUUCAGCUGGAAAAAGAUCGCGACUCCAUCUAUUUUAACAAUCUGACCUUCGAUUCGGCCCUUUUGUCUACUGGAGGCGCAAUCGAAACGUGCUUGGCCGUCGCCCAGCGUCAGGUGAGAAAUGCCAUAGCCGUCAUUCGCCCACCCGGUCACCAUGCUGAGGAUGAUGCCGCGAUGGGAUUCUGUCUAUUUAACAAUGUGUGUGUUGCAGCACGCGUUUGUCAAAAUACACUAGGAGACGCGUGCCGGAAGAUCAUGAUUCUUGACUGGGAUGUUCACCACGGCAACGGCAUCCAGAAAGCAUUUUACGAUGACCCUAAUGUUCUUUACAUUUCCGUGCAUGUAUACCAGGACGGUCGCUUCUACCCUGGAGGCCCCGAGGGAGACUGGAAUCACUGUGGCUCAGGCGCCGGAGUCGGAAAAAAUGUCAAUAUUCCAUGGCCCGACCAGGGUAUGGGCGAUGGCGACUACAUGUUCGCCUUCCAGGAAGUGGUGAUGCCCAUCGCCCAAGAAUUCGAUCCCGACUUGGUGAUUAUCGCUGCUGGGUUUGAUGCUGCCGCUGGUGAUGUACUGGGUGGCUGCUUUGUCUCUCCGGCUUGCUAUGCCCAAAUGACCCACAUGCUCAUGACUUUGGCCAAUGGAAAGGUCGCUGUCUGCUUGGAGGGUGGAUACAACUUCAAGUCUAUCUCGAAGUCGGCUCUGUCUGUGACCAAGACCCUUAUGGGCGAACCUCCGGACCGUUUGCUUAGCAGUUCUCCGACUGACUCUGCGGUGGCAGCGGUCCGCCGGGUGAGGAGCAUCCAGUCCCAGUAUUGGAGUCGCCUGUACCCCAAGACAUCUGAUCACCCGGUCUACGCGAAUCGCCUUCACGAUAUCCUCCGCGUUCACCAGUCGAACCAGCUAUAUGAAAGCUGCAAGCUCACCCCGCUACACAUUUAUCGCACCGCCAUUUCCAAGUCAUUUGACAAGCAAGUUCUGGCAAGCACGAACUAUCACCAACGUGUGCCGCUUAUUGUCAUCUUCCACGAUCCACCUGAGAUUGUGGGACAGCCUCAUCCCGUGACCAAUAAGUUGGAAGCGCACAACGUUUGGCUCGCUGAUUCACUCACGGAGUAUGUUAAAUGGAUCGUGGGUAAGGGCUACGCAGUGAUCGAUGUCAACAUUCCCAAGCAUGUAUCUCGGGAAGCGGAUGCCGGCCGUUACGAGCCAGAUGACGAGGACCGCCCGUCUGCGACUGAAGAGCUUGCCGGAUACUUGUGGGACAACUACAUUGAUGCGAACCAGGCAACCGACAUUUUCCUGCUCGGCGUCGGCAACGCUUUCAUCGGCGUGGCGAACUUGUUGGUGAACAGGGAAAACCUUUACAAGCGUGUCAACGGCGUGGUCUCCUUCGUGUCUGUGCACCCGGUCCGCGCGAUCGCAUCCCACACGCAGACGUGGCUAUCGAAGUGGUAUCGCGAGAACUCCCUUGUGUUUGUUUCAAACUCCCACGGUGUUUGGGGUGACCCAGCCCGACGGCUUUCCAAGCGCUACGGACAGCUGGUUCAUUCCCCGAAAUCGGAUCUGAACGAGAUGCUUGACCAGCAUAAGGAGGAAGUGUACAAGUGGAUCUCCGAGCGUGCUGACCGGACAGAGGAGGACUCGGAUGAAGAUUCUUGA
Messenger RNA from Penicillium samsonianum, 2301 nucleotides. It is a transcript of the gene hdaA, whose product is annotated as histone deacetylase hdaA. Gene Ontology annotation, molecular function: histone deacetylase activity. NCBI's taxonomy places the organism in Eukaryota, Fungi, Ascomycota, Eurotiomycetes, Eurotiales, Aspergillaceae. The transcript has 15 exons. The record is from RefSeq and is a predicted model, not a curated record. The coding region runs from base 1 to 2301 and encodes 766 amino acids. Gene Ontology annotation, cellular component: histone deacetylase complex. Gene Ontology annotation, biological process: chromatin organization.